AAGCUAGUAUAUUUAGCGCUCAAAGGGAUCUUUCAGGGUCAAGAUGCACAAAUCCGCAAAAAAAAGACAAUCCUCAAAUUGAUUAAGAAGUAUCAAAGCCUCGCCAACAUUCGAAUCCUUAUUCAACAGCACAGUUUAGACAGCUUGUGUCAAGUUGCUAAAGCUCUUCUAGAAGAGAAGGUAUUCGAGUCUACCUUGAAAGCGAAAACCCGUUUUCCGGAUGUAUUCGAAGUCUCGCCGGACCAGAGCGCAGAACGAGCCAUUUCUGAAUCUGCGGCUGCAAAACAUGAGGAUGCGGCUAUCCAGUGUGUUACAGAAGGGCAUCAAGGUGAAUCUUCGGGCCACGAGAGCGGGAUUCCAAGUGCAUCGCUAUAUCCCGUCUACCUCCCGUUUGAUGUUCAACAUCGAAUUCUCGCCAGAGUGCAACACACCCUCGAAAAGGCAUUCUAUAUCUUCGCCCAGAAGAAGCUAGGAGGCAUCCUACAAAACGAAGGCUGGGAUUGCGCGGAAGCAGUUGAGCUAAACCGGUGGCCACGAGUGCUACUUGUCCAUAAAGAAGAAUUCGACCCAGGCGCCUUAGCAGACCUGAGGACGCCUUUGCCCGACCUGCUCAAUUCAAUCACCCAACUUCGCCACGCGACAGUCCAUCGGCUCCGCCUCACAGCCAAUAGAGCAAUACAGUUCAUCAACGAUGCCGAGUCGCUGAUCGAGCUAGUCCAGGACGACGCCUAUGUGCACAUAAUCUCCACGAUACGGCGACAAACGCAAUUGACCAUUGAAGAGCUGGAACGUAACAAAGACAUGCUAGAAUCGCGAUUGGCCGAGACGAGACGGGAGUUUGCGACGAGAAGAGCCGAAUUGAAGCGGCAAGAGCUUGAAGAGAUGGAAAAUACGGUCAAUGGGGAUAGAGAGUAUGCUAUCUUUGCAGGUGCGACCCUG
Molecule: messenger RNA, 939 nt
Organism: Cucurbitaria berberidis CBS 394.84
Lineage: Eukaryota; Fungi; Ascomycota; Dothideomycetes; Pleosporales; Cucurbitariaceae
Exons: 2
Source: RefSeq, a predicted model, not a curated record